Cynocephalus volans (Philippine flying lemur) is the source of this 1560-nucleotide messenger RNA. It is a transcript of the gene STX4, whose product is annotated as syntaxin 4. Gene Ontology annotation, molecular function: SNARE binding; SNAP receptor activity. Gene Ontology annotation, biological process: exocytosis; intracellular protein transport; synaptic vesicle fusion to presynaptic active zone membrane. The record is from RefSeq and is a predicted model, not a curated record. NCBI's taxonomy places the organism in Eukaryota, Metazoa, Chordata, Mammalia, Dermoptera, Cynocephalidae. The coding region runs from base 249 to 1145 and encodes 298 amino acids. Gene Ontology annotation, cellular component: SNARE complex; presynaptic active zone membrane; endomembrane system. The transcript is spliced from 12 exons.
GCCAAGGGAGCGGGAGGGGGGAAGAAAAGGGAAUUCCAACCUGUGGAACCUUUGGGGGUCCCCGAGGUCGGCUCCUUCCCGCUGACUGUGGACGGUACCGGGGACAAAGCUUCUGGCAGCUCGCGGGGGUGCUGGGGUCCGCACGGGGACGGAAGGGAAUGUCAGUGUGAGCGGGGUACGGAAAUUCCAAACUCAGAACCUAGAGGCCCUGGGGACUCAGGCGCUGGGGAGAGGGAGUGCGGGCAGCCAUGCGGGACCGGACCCAUGAGUUGAGGCAGGGGGAUGACAGCUCGGACGAUGAGGACAAGGAGUGGGUGGCGCUGGUGGUGCACCCGGGCACGGCCCGGUUGGGGAGCCCGGACGAUGAGUUCUUCCAGAAGGUCCGAACAAUUCGGCAGACUAUUGUCAAGCUGGAGAAUAAAGUCCGGGAGUUGGAGAAGCAGCAGGUCACCAUCCUGGCCACGCCCCUUCCCGAGGAGAGCAUGAAGCAGGACCUUCAGAACCUGCGCGACGAGAUCAAACAGCUGGGGAGGGAUAUCCGCACGCAGCUGAAAGCCAUAGAGCCCCAGAAGGAGGAAGCUGAUGAGAAUUAUAACUCAGUCAACAUGAGAAUGAGAAAAACACAGCACGGGGUCCUGUCCCAGCAAUUCGUGGAGCUCAUCAACAAGUGCAACUCCAUGCAGUCUGAGUACCGGGAGAAGAACGUGGAGAGGAUCCUGAGGCAGCUGAAGAUCACCAAUGCUGGAAUGGUGUCUGACGAGGAGCUGGAGCAGAUGCUGGACAGUGGGCAGAGUGAGGUGUUUGUGUCCAAUAUACUGAAGGACACACAGGUGACUCGACAGGCCCUAAAUGAGAUCUCAGCCCGGCACAGUGAGAUCCAGCAGCUUGAACGCAGCAUCCGAGAGCUUCAUGACAUCUUUACUUUUUUGGCAACUGAGGUGGAGAUGCAGGGGGAGAUGAUCAACCGGAUCGAGAAGAACAUCCUGAGCUCAGCGGACUACGUGGAGCGUGGGCAGGAACAUGUCAAGAUAGCCCUGGAGAACCAGAAGAAGGCACGGAAGAAGAAAGUCUUUAUUGCCAUCUGUGUGUCCGUCACUGUCCUCAUCCUGGCAGUCAUCAUCGGCAUCACCACAGUGGUUGGAUAAUAUCAUACUUUCUUGGCACUGGGAGCACCAGGAACCCAGGGCCUGGCCUUCUCUCCCAGCAGCUGCUAGGGGCAGGGCAGAGCCUCCAACCAGACCCCAUUCCUGACACUGGCCCCUGUGUGGAGGGGCAGAUGGUUCUUCUGGGGUUGGCAGCUGCUCAUUCAUGGGGGCCUCCCACUUCUGGACACAGUGCCCCAGGGAAGGCCUGUAGCAUCCUGUUUGGCUGGGACACACGGUUUUGUAAAAAAUUAAAAUGAAGGAAGAAAGACCCUGUGUAUGUGUGUUCCUGGAAGGGCUGGCACAGGGCUUCCAGGAACGGGUGGAGUAGGGAGGGGUAUCCCCCACAUCUGGCUCCCAGCACAGUACUGUCCCUGGGGAAAGGCCACUGUGAGUACCUGUCCCCGAAGCAAUAAGG